Haemonchus placei is the source of this 468-nucleotide messenger RNA. Lineage: Eukaryota; Metazoa; Nematoda; Chromadorea; Rhabditida; Trichostrongylidae. The record is from the annotation of a GenBank genome assembly.
AUGCCACGUCUGGCGAAAUCCUCGUCUUCAGCAGCGCUUCUCAAUGGCUGCAUAGAAGGCGACCGCAUCAGCUCAACUGCUCUUCACCGCAGUGUCAGCUUCAAACCAUCAAACGCGGCCCGCUUGUCAAGGAACCCUGAUGGUGUCGUGUCGUUCUUCAACCGACACUCAUCUUCAAACUUGGCGGACACAGAUGAUUCUAGACUGGGUACCGUAACCGAAGGUCAAGAAACAGUAACGACAAAGCAACGAGUACAAGUCGGUGACGGCGUGAAAGCACUGCUGGCGUCGAGACGCAAAUUGAAUCCUCCUGAAAAAACCGUAUCCCAUUUCAAGAAGUUGAAGCGUAGUUUAAGUGCACGUCUCCUCGGCAACCACAAAUCCAGCAGAAGAAUCGAACGUCAAUGCCGUUCAUUUGCUAUCAAAAAUCACAGCGAUCAAUCCUCGACCAACUCUUCACCUCUGUGA